Microbotryum saponariae is the source of this 2656-nucleotide messenger RNA. Lineage: Eukaryota; Fungi; Basidiomycota; Microbotryomycetes; Microbotryales; Microbotryaceae. The record is from the annotation of a GenBank genome assembly.
AUGUCAUCCAAGACCGCCGCCGAUCGUACCCAGCGUCAACUGCUCGAGCUGCUCCAUGAACCGGGCAAUCAGGAAUGUGCGGAUUGUAGAGCUAGUCAUCCGAGAUGGGCAUCGUGGGACCAUGGUCAGUGUGCUGACUCCUACCGCCGGUGUCUGAAGCCGAGAAGCCGAGACCGAGCUGACUUUUUUCCCUGCAAUUCCUCAACUUCGCAUCUUGGGCGCCCACACUUCAUCUCUGCACCCCACGACCUCGUACGAUGAUCUUCAGGCGUCUUUCUCUGCGUGCAAUGUGCAGGCCUGCAUCGCAAGAUGGGCACCCACAUCAGCCGAGUCAAAUCCCUCACCCUCGACGUGUGGUCCAAGGAACAGGUCGCCCACAUGCGAGCCAGGGGCAACACCAAGUCCAACGCUUUGCUCAAUCCGGACCCGAACACGAAUCCGUACGUUCCAUCGAGAUGGGUCCUGGUCGUGUGGGGAUAGUGGGCAGAAUCCGCGGUGCUGAGACAAGUGCUCUUUGGCUCUGAACAGUCCACCGUCAUCACUCGAUUCGAAUGAACGCGAAUCAGCUUUGGAACGCUACAUUAGGGCCAAGUACGAGUACAAAGAGUUCAUGCGACCAUCGACACCGCAAGCAACACCUGCUCCACCACCACCACCGACUGUCGCUCCGACUUCGACUCCCGCUCGGCCCGGGACGACACCACCCGAUGUCUCAGCAGCGGACAGGCCCACUGUGAAUCCGCCACCUCCGUCAUCUGGCCCAUCUCCAACAACGUUAUCAGUACCAAACUCGAUGUCGCGCCCAAGAUCAUCGACGGGUCCUCCCCCCGUCGUCAGGGUGUCGACCCCUCCCGGACCCUCCAAGCCAGCGGGAGGUCGAACGACCCCUUCGCCCGAUCACGCAUCCAAGCGCGUACGGUUCCGUUCCGAAUCCCUCUCCAUACCUUACCUCGACGACGAUAAACCCCUCACAAGAACCCCUUCGCCUGCACGCGACCGGAAAGCUCCUGCAAAGGGGAUCUUACGGGCUCGUCGUGAAUACCGGGGUGCUUCAUCGAUCAGCGCGUUGUCGGUUUCCAACGUCAAUGGGACGACGACAAAUCGGUUCGGGUCGAGUUUCUUCAGCUAUAUGCCACCCGAUGAGGACGAUGAUGACGAGGACGACCCUCCCAUGACGGCGUUUCCUAUAGCCCAACGAUUGGUGCCGAUGCAUACGGGCAGUGCGAUCGCGUACAAUUCGCAACGAGGACCAGGUGUGAUGGGGUAUGGUCAACCCAAUGGAGCUACUUAUCAGAUGCCGUUAUCGAAUCAAAUGACCGGCAACACCAAUCCGUUUGGUCAAAUGUGGAAUCCGCAUCAGCAGCAGCCGCAGCAAUCUUACCCCCAACAGCAACCCCAGCGGCAGCAACCUCAACAACAGCCUCAGCAGCAGCAAGCAUACAACCCAUUCAACGGAUCCUCGACCUAUCCAUCCCCCUUUCGGCAUGGUCCCCAACCCAGCCAGCAAUCGGCUUCUUAUACUCAAACCCAAGUCGCCCCUUCACAGGGUUCGAUCUGGGACGAUCUUGGCAUGCUUGGCUCGAUCGGAUCCAACAGCAUUGGUCCUACGAACAACAUGAACGGCCACCAUCCUCAACCCCCGCCACAAGCACCGCCUUCAUCCAACCCCUUUACUUUCCAACCGAGUCUGACCCUCCAGACAGGGUCCAAUACCUCGAACAUCUUUCCUACCUCACAGCCCACGACUCCUGCGACCUUCACCCCUCUACGCCCUCAACUGACGGGUUUCAUUCCCUCCUCCGAUUUUGGCAAACAACUUGUCGUCGAGGGUUCUGCGAAGCAAAACAUCUCGCAGGCAUCGACCCCAACGACGUUUCAACCCACUUUCCUAUCGACUCCGACGUCAAGUUUCGGUCCUCCUUCCCCUGCGGGAGGGCCUUCGGUCUCGCUUCUUCGUCCUCAGUUGACGGGAUUUGUGCCUUCGUCCAAAUUUGGCUUGGAACUCGCUCAGGAGAGUUCUCAAAAACUGGGUGGAUCGGGAUCUUCUCCCAGCGGCGGGUUCAAUCCCUCGAAUGGGAAUGGGAACAUCAAUGGACAUGGUCUCCAACCUCCCCAACCUCAUUUCGCGGCCUACAGCAACGAUAACGGAGGAGGAUCAGGACCUCCUUCCCCCGCUCCGAUGGGCUCACCCGCUCAUUCAUCCACCGUACAAGGCUUCUCGAUCUCGUCGACGUCGAGCCCUUUCCAACAUUCUUCAAUGUCCGUGAACGGGAAGGGGAAUUCGAAUUCGAAUGGGCAGACUUAUUCGACGACGAAUCCUCAGGAUCCUUACACGAUGACGAGCUUGCAAACGGCUCUACCUGCGCCGACAUAUCAACAACACCAGCAACAGUCAUCGCAGAAUCCGCCACAGUACUUGCAUCAAAACUCGGGCUUCAAUCCUUUCUUCGCCCAGCAACAGCAACAACCACUUGGGAUGGGAGGCUUGACCCCUCAAAGAACGGGUACGAACCCUUUCCUGAUGAUGAAUGGACAGUAUCCUCAACAGCAGCAGCAGCAGCAACAGCAACAGCAACAGCAACAGCAACAGCAACAGCAACAGCAACAGCAACAGCAGCAGGCGACUUCGAUGAUGAAUGGGGGUCAAUGGAGGUAG